Colius striatus (speckled mousebird) is the source of this 6928-nucleotide messenger RNA. It is a transcript of the gene MTUS1, whose product is annotated as microtubule associated scaffold protein 1. The transcript is spliced from 16 exons. Gene Ontology annotation, cellular component: cytoplasm; nucleus. The record is from RefSeq and is a predicted model, not a curated record. Bases 248 to 4126 code for a protein of 1292 amino acids. Lineage: Eukaryota; Metazoa; Chordata; Aves; Coliiformes; Coliidae. Gene Ontology annotation, molecular function: microtubule binding.
CGGCACGGAGGUUGCACGCAGUUUUCUCUCCUGUGCAACACAGUACAAGUGAGAGGCGGCGUGGAAGCGCCGGCAACUUGGAAUCCUCUUGGGAAACAUGAAAGCUAAGAACUACUUUUUAAGUAUCUUUCAGGACAGUUGACAUGUUCCAGGGAGCACUUUUUUCCUGCAAAAUUAAGAAGAAUCUGCAUUCUCUGGAGUUUUAAAUAAGUAUAAAAUGAAAAAAGUUUAAAAUUCAGCUUUCAAAAUGAAUGUUGAAAAGUCAGAUGACAAAGCAAAGAAUGGCUUGAAGUCUUCCUUACUUAUUAGGGAUGAAAAUGGAAAUAACUGUACUUGUGACAGAACUGCACCUCCCUCAAAGAAUUGUUUGACCAAGAUACACAGUAAUUCAACUGACCAAAAUAUAGUGCCUGAACAUGAAGAUGAUACUAUUCUUGCAAAUAAAAGUGACUUCAGAAAUACUAUUUUAAAGCAGCAGUGUAUUGAAGCACUUCAUCUGCAGAAUACACCUGGCAAAUGCAACUGUACAAGAGCUCCGUUGGGAGAUGGAGGUGCUGCACAUAGGUCUUCUGUGACCAAACAGGCUUGUGUGCCUCCUUUGAACUGUGACGUGACAGAACCAACGAACUUACUGAAAAGUGACAUUGCUAUGGCAAAAAUGGAAAAUCAGAGUAUCAAACAAUUGGUGCCUUACGAUCAGACUGACUCUGUGUGUGUAUUACCUCUUCCUGCUUCAGAUCAGAACAUGCAGUCCCUGAUAAGUGACAGGGUGUGCUGCCACCUGAGCACACUGGAUGUUACUCAUGUUACAGGUGAAACUCUGGGAAAUGAUCAAAGCGAUGAUGUGCAUCUGAGGGAGAUAACAUCUUCUGAAGUAUGUAGGAGAGAGAAAUUUGAUAGAACCAUCUCAGAAAUAACACCUAAUUUUUUCUCUAUGGGAGUGGCUUCAGAAAGCCCAGAUGCCUAUCCAGAACUUAAAGUAUAUCGUCCUGCCUCUGCAGGUGGUGAACACUGUCUAAAAAACUAUAACAAGACUGAUAAUGAAUCAGAGGAAACAAAAGCACAGACUGUAGAACUAGCUGCUGGAUGUAUAGGUCCUGAUAGGAGAGAUGCAUUAUCACCAUGCAUUAAUGUUAAUAAAGAUGACCAAGUGAAACACUUGCAGGAUACCCCUGACUGUGACAAAACUGAGAAUUUCAGUGCUGAAACAUGUACUGAUGGGCCUGUAAAUAAUGUGCACCUUCUCCCAGUAGAUAUAAUGGAUGAAGAACAAGUAUUGGAGAAACCCAGUGAACCCUCAACCAAAGAACAAAGUAUCUCUGGAAAUGCUGCUCUUCAGGAUAUGCACCACACUUCUUUCACGUCUUGUAGUGUACUAAAAGUCAAGAGGACUGUUAAGCCUGAUCUAAAAUGUGAAGCAACGUUUGUGGUUUUCAGCCCUAUGGCUGAUGAAAGCAAUUCUACUCUAUGUACUUCAACUCCUAAUGAACAAUCAAAAAAUAAAACUUUUUCUAUUUUGUCUUCAAUAGAACUUGGAGACAAAUCUCCUAAACGAAGACCAAAUGAGACCUUUCUAGGAGGGCAUAACAGAAGACCUUUGCUUAAAGCUAGUUCAGGUCAAACUGCAGGAAGACCAGUGAGCACGUCUCCUGUUGUGUCAGCAAUAACUAAAGCCAAGAAAUCAGAGAUCGUUAGUUUUCCCAAACCAAAUUUCAAAAAUGUUAAGCCAAAGGUAAUGUCGAGACCUGUGCUACAGUCAAGAGAAUCUGCAGCAUUAAAACAGUCUCCCCAGUCCCCCCUGUCAGCUGUCUCCCCAUCUUCACUGGUUGCUUCCCCAAGGCAGUUGUCCACCUCGAUAAAAGUGCUGAAGAAGAAAACUGAUCUAACUAAAGAUACUAAAGUGGAAUUGCCUGUGAAUAAGCCCCAUAAGCUACAUCUUAACAAACGCCUCUUCACUAGCCAAGUCGUGCAUGCUGCAACACGUCCCAGGAACACUUCCCACAAGGCUUCAAAGACACCUGUGUUAAAGCAGAAUCCGGAAGACGUUGGCAAAGCAAGCUCUGCCCACUCGGCAUGCUCUUCAGUUUCUGCUGCACUUCCAAUGUGUGUGGAGAACUCAAAAGAGAUGCUGAAUGAUAAGAUGGAAAGUUCAAACCCUUUAAUGCAGCCUAGUGCUCAAAACAUCUACCCGACUGGGGGUGAAGAAGAGCAGAACAGCAACAUGGGAAUUCUUCUGGAAGCAGCCUUGUUACAAGAUGUGGCAAAUGAAAUGUUUGACCUGCAAUCUGUUCCUUUGACGCCUUCUGUGAAAGACGAGACAACACAAGGGAAAAAUACACCAAAGAAAGGCCCAGUCACACUGAGAAAUGUAUCAGCUCCCAAGGUUAAAACAGGGCUAUCUGUGAUGCCCUUGAAGAGAGGAUCUGAAAAUAAACCUAUCAGCACAAUUAAAACACCUCACAAAGGAGCUGUUCUGACAUCAAGCUCUGGUGUAGUAUCUUCACCAAGAGACAAGCAUGCCUCCAUGAAAAAUUCUUCAGCCUCCUGGGCUAGCUCCAAAUCCAAAGUGCCUGUCAAAAGAUCAGUGCUUGAGAGAACACCUAGCAUCUCUUCAGUCAGCAGUACUCGUAGUGAUCUAAGUCUCUCUGCAAGUACCACAGUUAUCAUCAAGAGUGGAGAAUGGCCUUCAAAAACAGCCUGUCCGAACGGAGCUUUGGGAUCUGUCCCUUUGAAGGCAGUACCAAGACCUAGAUUGCACUCAUUGAAGUCAACUCCAAAAGGAGCCAAGGCCAGAUCUGCUUCACUCAACCAGUGCACACCAAAAUCAUCUGGGCCACUGCACUCAGCAAGAAAAGUCAGUGAGGCUAGAGGUACUCCUGGAAGAAAUGGACACCAAAGGCUAUUUUCUUUGGGUUCUGUUGACAAGGGCAAGCAGCAGAGUCACAAGAACUCGUGCAUACAGACUCAAGCGUCUUCAGAUGCGCAUUCAUCUGGCACAAAAACAGCCGAGUUGACACAGUAUAAAACAAAAUGUGAGACCCAAAAUGGAAUCAUCCUGAAGCUGAAAAAAUUCCUGAUAAGCAGUAACCAGAAGUUUGAAGCAUUAACAGUUGUGAUCCAGCACCUGCAGUCUGAGAGAGAGGAAGCACUGAAACAGCGGAAAGAGUUAUCUCAAGAACUAGUAAACCUUCGAGGAGAACUAGUAACCACUUCUGCAGCUUGUGAGAAACUGGAGAGAGACAGGAAUGAACUGCAAGCAGCUUACGAAGGGUUUUUGAACAAGUUAAACCAGCAACAUGACAACGAUUUAGCUGAGCUGGAGGAGAGGCUUAAACAGUUUUACACUGCAGAAUGUGAGAAACUCCAAAGUAUCUGCAUUGAAGAAGCUGAAAAGUACAAAGCUCAACUCCAAGAGCAGGUGGACAACUUAAAUAUCACACAUGAAAAUUUUAAGGUGGAACUUGAAAACAGCCACUCAGAAAAAGUAGAGGAGCUGAAGAAGGAGUAUGAAUCCUCUUUUUCAGAGCUCAAGAGUGCCCAUGAAUCUGAAAGGAAGUCACUUGAAGAUUCCUUUAAAGAGAAGCAGGAAUUGCUGGAGAAAAAAAUCGAUGAAUUAAGAUGUGAGAACGACUCCCUGAGUGAGAAGUUGAAACUGGAAGAACAAAAACAAAUAGCCAAAGAAAAAGCCAGUCUUAAAAACCCACAGAUCAUGUAUCUGGAACAGGAGCUGGAAAGUUUGAAAGCAGUGUUGGAGAUAAAGAAUGAGAAACUCCAUCAGCAGGAUAUAAAACUCAUGAAGAUGGAAAAACUGCUGGAGAACAACACAAUCUUAAUGGAUAAAUUAAAGAAGAUUCAGCAAGAAAACGAAGAACUAAAAGCCCGGAUGGACAAACACAUGGAGCUUUCAAGGCAACUUUCUACAGAGCAAGCGGUCCUGCAGGAGUCGCUGGAGAAAGAGUCAAAAGUCAACAAACGCCUCUCCAUGGAAAAUGAAGAACUUCUGUGGAAGCUGCACAACGGUGACCUGUGCAGCCCAAGGAAACUGUCUCCCAGUUCCCCAUCCGUGCCUCUUCAGUCCCCACGAAAUUCUGGUAACUUCUCUACUCCUACAGGAUCACCAAGAUGACACCUCUUGGGAGAAAGAGGGAAUUGCAUUUCGUUUGUGAUUGCAGAACUCAUCCUAAUUUUAACCACAGAAGCAAGAGCUAUAUUAGCCAAGUAUGACAACUAAACAUAACUGGAAACUUAUUUGGUGCAAAAACGGCGAUAAGAGACUGAGAAUAUGGGAGUAAGACAUUUACCUUGCUCCUCCGAAAAAGACUUGUUUAUGACCUCUAUGGACAUAGUUGCACAAAGCACUUACAGAGCAAGGAAAGACUUGUUCAUUGCCUUUUCACCCAACCAUAAGAAAAAGCUCAGGGGCUCAGAGAUAACGAUCACAACCUUUAUAACAUGUUCCUUAUCACAGACACUUUUUUUUAAGGCUGUGUGUGUGUGUGAGUGCGUGCGUGUGCCGUGGCUGGAAUGGGUGUAACACACUGUGCGUGUGUCUAAUGCUGCCUUCUUUGCUGUGUAUAUAAAAAGGACAAAAGCUGGUGACCACACACAGACACAUGUACUUCCUUAACGGAGCUGUCGGUGUGUGUGCUUUUAGCAAAGGGUACCCCCGCUCCCACGAGUGCUGCAGGUUAGUUUCCUUCAUCGUGCUGACUUCAGUAACAAAAGGGCAUGAGAAGCUCUUGCCAGUGUCUCGGCUGACCCUAGUAUACAACUUUGAAUUCGUUUUAAAACCAAACUGAAUCGCAGCCAUAUUUUGCAUGGGUUCUUGGUUUAAUGUCUCUGCAGGACUCUGCUGUUUGUGGGGAGACUUUUUUUUUUUUCAGGCUAUAGCUGAUUUUGGCUUUCAGGGUUAUAGGCAAAACCACGGUAGCCCUCAAGGUCAGAAGUUAUUAGUUGACUUGCAGGUGUAGAAGCCUUACAUAGACCCAUCAUCUUAGUUGGUGAAUCACUUACUUCCCCAGAGCAGCAUGUCCAUUGCUGAUGCCACUUGCUGAGGGUAAACUAGAUGUAGAUUUGAAAGCCAAAGAACACAUGCAAUAAUUGUCAUUAGGUGCAUUCUUAACUCGGUUCUCAAGAAUUUGUGAAUUCCCGUGUAUCUAGUGACACGCUUUGCCUUUUUAAUCGUUAGCAUUUGUUUAAAGGUUCUACAGGGCUGGCUAAACUCACCUGAGGAGGAGAGGGAAGGUGGUGGCUGUGUAUUUGUCUUGCUAAUUCUAACACCUUCACUCUCAGACUGCAGGGCAUUAGGGUUUUGCAAGUUCAUUUGGCAAAAGAUGCUGUAUGAGAGAUUCUGUAGAGUAGGGAAAAAAAAUCAUUGUCCCAGCUGCUGGAACUGCAGAGCGAGGGUGUUGGUGUUUCUGCAGAUGGCACACGCUCAGUUUCAGCUUCAGCACAGUAAUGGCAAAGACUUGCUACACCCUUGGUCAGACCUGUUUAAGAUGUCUGUUUUGUACCCACUAAACACAGGUUCAGCUUCAAGUAAGCACUACAGAACACCGUGUGUGCUCACAAUAGUUUGGGUUUUACAGUACCUCUUCCAGGACCAUUGUUACGCUAUGGGUUAGCUAAUGCUCCUGUUAGCUGCCUCUACUGGUAACUGUUACAGUAGGUGGUUUCUACUGAGUUUUUCUCAGUGUUUGCAGUAGCUUGAGGACGGGAAUCAAGGCUGUGGAGAGUGUUGAGGGAACUCAGCUGGAGAGCCACUUGAACCCAUUUUUACCCAAGACUGGAAAAAUCUUUGUAAGUAAUGAGUAACACAGACAUCGAAAUAAGACUGUUAACACAGUGCUCAUACAGUAAGGAAACUUGUAGUAUAUUAAAACUUGUGAUUGACUCUAUCAUCAUUAAAUUGACUUAAUUUUCCAUAAUGUACAAGUUAAGGUGCCAUUUCUAUAGAAUAUUAUGUUCUCUUUUAAUCCUCUUUAAGGGCACUGUACGUACCACCUGUUAAUGGGGUCAGUACUUAACACUUUCUAGGGGGUUCCAAUUGACUACAAAAAUCCUCUGUGGGCUAAAACUUGGCUUAAUGUGUAUCUUGGAACAUUAUUUUCUAUGGUCAAAGACAUUUGAUCACAUGUAUUUAAGCUGAAUGCUUUAAAAAUAAAUUUUUUCUACCAGUUGAAGAAUUUUUCUCCUGCUUGUAUUAGCCAAAGGAUCUUUAAUCUAAGGAGUACUAAUCUCUUAGUACCUGCUCAACACAGCGGAACAGCAGUAGUGAGGCUUCACUGUACAAAUUAUUAACCUUCAGCUAACCCUGAGAAAUGUUUAACUCCUACCUAUGUUAGAGUAGCAAGGUUAAAGUUGCACAGAGCUUGCUUGUGAUUAUUAGUGAUUCAGUUUGAGUUGACUGAUUAAAAAAACAAUGAGAGUGCAGAUAACAUUACAGAAUUAAUUAAGCAAUAAUAAAGUCUGCCUGCUAAAGGCAUCCUACAGGAUUCACUGAAAUGCUCACCUUGUUCAAGAAAGUUUGUGUAUGAGACAAGACAGAGUUCAGCAAUCUAACAUGGUCCCAUGAGCAGUUGUCCAGUCACUGGUAAGAACUUGAUUAUCUUAGUUGCAGUGUUAGUGCCUCAAAACAUGCAAGAAGAGUGCAUACAAAUGUUCGAAGAUCAACUAUAGCAUACCCUGUCAUGUAACAGAGAGGGACACAGAUUUUUACUGAAAAGAAAGUGUGGUAUAAUAAUGCCAAGACUGUUAACUUGGUGGUAGCUUUUUUCCCCAGUUCAGAAUACUUCUCACCUCUCGAAUUCUCACGUGUAGAAUCUUUCAGCGCAGUUGUGGAAGAAAUGAAGAAUCCUUGUAUACAGAAAUCAGACUACAGCAAUACCUGUCUAGAGUUGGUCUGAAUUAAAUCAUUCUGUUCAUCCGU